UAAGCACAACCCAAGCUUUACACACGUACGCACCUAUCUCAUCUGCUUACACACUUCCAGGUUCCAGCAGCACCAUCAUCUGCAAUGGCGAACCACCGCGCCGCCGCCAUCCUGACGAUCGCGUCCCUCCUCGUGGCGGUCGCCCUCACCGACGCGAGGCUCACCGUGCAACUCGACAAGCUUGGACGAGGACGAGUUUACUUCGCCAGUGACGCCGUGACAGUGCCGGCCCUGAGCUGCAGCAAGGUGCAUGGGGUGAAGGCGGGCGAAACGUGCUUCUCCAUGGCGCAAGCGGCGCGGCUGAAGCAGGACGUGUUCCUCGGCUUCAACCCCAACAUCAACUGCGAGAAUGUCUUCGUCGGCCAGUGGGUCUGCCUUGCCGCGACUUCAGCUUGAUCAAGUCUGCGGGUGCGCAGACACUAUCUCCCAGCAGCUUAUUACGACGUUUGCGCUAUGAAAUAAAGGAGGUUUCCUAUAGCAUUAGCUUACUGCUAUUCUAUGAGCCAAAUUUGCUAAGGUUGGCUCUUUGCUGUGCCACUUUAUUUACCGUAUUCUGGAGUCGUGUAUCACUCUCCCUGUGAGGCUUUGACAGAUUUGCAUUCAAUGAAAUUUCAUUUUUCC
Panicum virgatum (switchgrass) is the source of this 621-nucleotide messenger RNA. RefSeq lists its product as uncharacterized. The transcript has 2 exons. The record is from RefSeq and is a predicted model, not a curated record. Bases 85 to 396 code for a protein of 103 amino acids. Lineage: Eukaryota; Viridiplantae; Streptophyta; Magnoliopsida; Poales; Poaceae.